Molecule: messenger RNA, 1326 nt
Organism: Rosa rugosa (rugosa rose)
Lineage: Eukaryota; Viridiplantae; Streptophyta; Magnoliopsida; Rosales; Rosaceae
Exons: 1
Coding region: 1-1326 (441 amino acids)
Molecular function (GO): protein dimerization activity
Source: RefSeq, a predicted model, not a curated record
AUGCGUGGCCAAGGAUAUGAUGGUGCUAGUAAUAUGCGGGGUGAAUUUAAUGGUUUACAAGCUUUGUUUCGUCAAGAGUGUCCAUAUGCAUAUUAUGUGCAUUGCUUUGCUCAUCGGUUACAAUUGACUUUAAAUGCUGCAGCUAAAGGGGUGCAUGAUAUUUGGGAGUUCUUUUCAACUCUAAAUUUGAUUGUAAAUUUUGUUGAUUCUUCUGCAAAACGACAUUCAGCAUUAAGAGCUAUAAGAGAAGAAGAAAUUGCAGAUUUAGUAGCUGCAGGUGCACUUCAGACAGAUAGAGGGGCUAAUCAGACUUGCACUUUGCAACGGGCAGGGGCUACUCGUUGGGGUUCACAUCUUCGCUCUAUUUCAAGUUUGAUUAAAUUAUUUGGAGCUACCAAAACAACUCUUGCAGAUUUGGUUGGUAAUGGACCAAAUAAAGUACAAGGAGAAGCGAAGAGUGUAGGUAAGGCUAUGAAGCGUUUUGAUUUUGUGUUUUGCUUGAUUUUGAUGCAUGAUGUCAUGAGGAUUACUGACUUUCUUUGUCAGGCAUUGCAAAAAAAAGCCAUAGACAUCUUGAAUGCUCUAAAUUUUCUUUCAAUAACAAAAUCAAAACUUCAAGAUAUAAGAGAAGAUGGUUGGGAUGAUUUGAUUAUGAAGGUUGAAUCAUUUUGUUGUGAGCAUGAUAUUAGUAUGCCGGAUAUGUCUACUCCUUACAAGAAAGCUACAAGGGCUUGUGAACAAGUUAUUACAAAUGAGCAUUAUUAUCGGGUCAAUAUACUAAAUGUUGUGAUAGACUUUCAGUUGGCAGAGCUGGAUAGUAGAUUUACAGAUAAUUCAUUGGAGCUCCUUGUUCUUAGUGCUACAUUUGAUCCACGUGAUAAUUUUCGAUCAUUCAAAUCUGAAGAUGUUUGCAAUCUUGCUUUGAAGUUUUAUCCUCAAGAGUUUACAUCAUAUGAUAUGCUUGCUCUAGAUAUGGAGUGUGGGUUUUUUGUAACAGAUAUUCAUAAGGAUCCAAGAUUUGCCAAGACAACUUCUGUGUCUGAUUUAUGUAGGCGGUUAGUUGAAUCUAGAAAGUCAUCAUUCUUUCCUAUGAUUUAUAGGUUGAUUUGUCUUGUGUUGACUCUGCCAGUUUCUACAGCAACAACAGAGAGAGCAUUUUCAUCUAUGAAUAUCAUAAAAAACAAACUUCGAAAUAAGAUUGAAGAUGAGUUUCUUGAUGACUUGAUGAUUCUUUACAUUGAAAAGGAGUUCGCCGAUAUUAUUGAUAAUGAUUCUGUGAUUGCUGAGUUUGAAGUGAGUGGGCCUCGGAGAGUACGAUUCAGUUAG